Molecule: messenger RNA, 4055 nt
Organism: Spea bombifrons (plains spadefoot toad)
Lineage: Eukaryota; Metazoa; Chordata; Amphibia; Anura; Pelobatidae
Gene: ADAM8
Product: ADAM metallopeptidase domain 8
Exons: 24
Coding region: 1-2562 (853 amino acids)
Biological process (GO): positive regulation of membrane protein ectodomain proteolysis; positive regulation of cellular extravasation; inflammatory response
Molecular function (GO): cell adhesion molecule binding; metalloendopeptidase activity
Source: RefSeq, a predicted model, not a curated record
AUGGUGGAGCUCCCCCAUGUGGAGAAGUACGAGAGGGUAACCCCACAGAGGCUUCACCUGGAUCUGUCGAAGAGAGACCUGACGCAGAAUUUGCACCCAGAACAUGCGCGGUACGCCCUGAAUCUCAGAGGCAAAAACUAUACCCUCCAUCUACAGAAGAACAGGGAGCUCAUCAGCAAAAACUACACCUUAACCUAUUACUUGGAAAAUGGGGGGCAGGUGACAGAAGCCUCAGGCGGGGAGGAUCACUGCUUCUAUCACGGACAUUUGGAAGGUGACGUCGAGUCUUCGGCCAGCAUCAGCACCUGCAAUGGAAUAAGUGGCUUCCUGCUGGUCGACGGGGAGAUGUACCUGAUCGAGCCGCUGCCUGGGGCCGGCGACCAAGGCGUACACGCCGUCUACAAACACGAACACCUCAGGAUGAAGAGGGGCGCGUGCCAAGGGGGUAACGGGAGCGCGGUGUACGACUACGGCCCCAAAGUAGCUGCAAUGCUCAAGCCUCAGCCAUGGAAAGCCGCCCCCCUACAGACAGGCACCAAAUACGUGGAGCUCUACCUCGUGGUAGAUAACGCAGAGUAUCGGAAGUUCGGAGACAUGGCUACCCUUCAGCAUCGGAUGAAAGAGAUUGUCAAUCAUGUGGACAAGCUGUAUCGGUCCCUGAAAUUCCGCGUAGCGUUAAUUGGCAUGGAAGUGUGGACCAAUCGGGACAAGAUAACCGUGAGCCCCAACGCGGGCACCACCCUUGAUAACUUCCUGACCUGGCGCAAAAGAGACCUUCUUCCCAAAAGGCGCCACGAUAAUGCGCAACUCAUUACCGGGAUUGACUUUGACGGUGCUACAGUGGGACUGGCCACCAAGCUGGCCAUGUGUACGGGGGAUUCGGGAGCUAUUAACCAAGAUCACAGCAUCAAUCCAAUUGGAGCCGCCUCGACAAUGGCACAUGAAAUGGGACACAACUUGGGAAUGUCCCAUGAUGAAGAUGUGGCAGGUUGCCGAUGUGUCGAGUCCAGAGAGAAUGGUGGUUGUGUCAUGUCUCAAAGCGUGGGCAUCGUGUACCCAAAACGGUUCAGCAGCUGCAGCCAAGCAGAUCUGGAAACGUUUCUAAGCGACGUGAGCCCCACCUGUCUACUCAAUGCUCCAGACACCGACCAGCUGUACGGUGGACCCAUCUGUGGAAACCAGUUCGUGGAGAGCGGAGAGGAAUGUGACUGUGGAUCCUCCGAGGAAUGCACCAAUCCAUGCUGCAACGCAACCACCUGUCGGCUUAAGGAGGGCGCAGAAUGCGCACAGGGGGAGUGUUGCCGACAGUGCAAGAUAAGACCAGUUGGUGAGAUGUGCCGCAGAAAAAAGGGGGACUGUGAUUUGCCAGAGUAUUGCACCGGGAACUCUGCACAAUGUCCUGAAGAUGCCUUCCAGGAGAAUGGAGUUUCUUGUGGCUAUGGCAGUGGGUACUGCUACAACGGAGAAUGCCCAUCCCUCAACCAACAGUGCAAGACCCUUUGGGGCUCUGAUGCACAGGUUGCUCCGGAUAUGUGCUUCAAGAGCAACACUCAAGGCAACAAGCAUCUGCACUGCAAAAAGACAGAGAGCGGAUACCGAGGCUGCAGAAUAAAGGAUGUCAAGUGUGGGCGUCUACACUGUAUCAGAGGCAAAGACUUCCCAAUAACCAACAACAAAUACGUCCUCACACUGAUCGGCGGGCAGGAGUGUAAGGUGGCCGAAGUCUCGGAUAAGGACAGUGGGUUCAUCUCUGAUCCUGGCAUGAUCCAGACCGGGACAAAGUGUGGCUUUGGCAUGGUUUGCUUCGAAGGGGAAUGCCGGGACCUUUCAGUAUUUGGAGAAAAGAAUUGUUCAGCGAAAUGUAACAGUAGAGGGACAUGUAAUCACAAAAGGCAGUGCCACUGCGAGCCAGGAUGGGCACCUCCGUUCUGUGACCGCAAGUUUACAGAGAUCACCGCAGGCGACGGAAACUGGCUCUUGAUCGUUGGGAUUUUGGUGGCUGUUUUUCUUUUUGGAGUCUUGAUUAUUGCUGGGAUUUAUUACUACAAGUGGAGGCUGAGGAACUAUCCUCAAAAAAGGACAAUCAAGACAAACUCCGGCUCCGGCUUGACCAAUCCUCUGUUCCAAGACAGCAGAAGCAACAGGCCUGUCAAGAAGGAUGUCCCAAAUCACUUGAUUGGUCGACCCCAGCUAAUAGCUAGCACUUCUAAUCUGGAGGAUUCUAGAUCUGCAUUCAUAACGAUAGUCCCUUGUGAGGACGCAGAGCAGGCUCCAGCCUUCAUUUCUGAUCCCCAGCCGAGGUCUCCAAUAUUAAUCCCCAAAUCACCCCAGGUGACAAAACCCAGAGUAGCACCUCCUGUGCCUCCUCCACCAACCUCUAAACAACAGGCCAGACUAGGAUUUCCACAGGCAUCAAGCCCUCCAAACAAACCAUUGCCGACACUGAAAACAAAACCGGAAUUAAAACAGAAGCCGUCACCACCGGUGAAACCUUCGGAAUUUCGCAUGAAAGAGGUGUCCUCGCAGAAAGUGGCCUUAAGGCCUCCUAUCCAGCGGAGAUGACCCUUUGCCUGGAUUGCCGUCUGCCUCUGACUAAACAAUUGCACAAAACGUUUUGACUGCUUGGCUGCCGACUGUUCGAAAUGGUUUAGGCUUAUUCCGUCGUUCCAUCGAGUGCCUUAUUACAUACGUUCUGAAGAUGAAGGUCUCAACGUAGCAAGGGCACGACUGAUGAUGAAGACAGGAUUCCAAGAAUCUCUGUCCAACGUGGAGCAGAAAAUUCAGGAUUUGGGAAGAUUCUUUUUCCUCCAAAUCAUCAGUUUUACAAGCAGUCCGGGUAAUUUGGGUGCUUUUCAGGGCUUCUAGAACGUUUCCGCGGAUCCCAAAUGGAACUGGAAGAACGAUUGGAAUUCUAAUUGGCAUGUGGGGCUAAGCUCAACUACUAUGCAGGAAGACUUGCACUUGAUGAAGGAGAGGACAUUUUUAGGGCUAAUUGACCUAGUUUCUGGAAGACGGUUCAAGGUUCACUUAAACAGUGCAUUAUAUCGGUGGUUUUGCCCUGCAAAUUUUGCACUAUUCACUCGAAGCGAUUCGAGUGCACAAUCCGAGGAGAAAAAAAGGAAUUUUCAAUCAAAAAACUGCUGCUUUAUACAAGACACUUUUUCUAUAUAAAAAAAAAGUUAAUUUGCACUGCCUUUACGUACAACCGAACCGAUCGCGUCUCGGAUACAAAAAGGGAUCUGAUUCGUACUUUUCACCAGUGCCGUUAAAUUAUUCCAACUUUAUUGGUUUUCUUUUUGCACGUUUUUUGAUAUUUAAGAAAUUCUUUACAUUUGGAGAAUAUUGUGUUUCCUUCGUAUACAUUCCAAGAAAUGUGUUUGUUUUUUGACGUUAUAAGAGUGUUACGGACAAAGGUUGGGCGAGUCUCGUGCGAGACGACCUCCGGUUUACAUAUGUUAGGUACACUUGUUAUAUCAAUGCAAUCGUCUGCACUGAAUUAUGGGUACAUUCAUGUUUCAGUUAUACGGUCAGACUUUUUAUACCGGUUCUUUGGAUGGUCUUCACGUUUCAUCCACAAUCAUCUGACCUCUCAUGGUCCUCCUUCGUAGCCGGAGAUAAGAAUUCAUCGCCAGCUUUUCUGGGUUUUAAAGUGAAGGAUGAAAGGAAAGACUUGUGAUUCAUCUCAAACCAAACUGUGUCUUGUGUUCCUGGCCCGCCGGGGAAGUCUAAUUAGAGACGCGCUGACAUGUAUACGAUCAUGAGACUGCAUGUGACUCCUUGUCGGGGCAACGACCUUCUCCAGCAAGACCCAAACUCAAUGGUACUUUCUCCGUUCCCAUCGGAUCUACGUCUAUCAUCCUUUUCCCCUUUCCUCCCACCAUGGAGAAGGACCGCAUGUUAUCGUCCAUGGACCCUUCCUACAAACGGGGGUGGGGUGGAUGCAAUAGAUCGUAAAACGGUGACUGCCGUACCAUGGAAAGGCUUAAAUUAUAAUGUUUUUGUAUUUUUGUGUCUUUUUUUAAACAAUAAAAAGUGUAUAUAAUGGAUGUCACUGA